AUGAAAUUCGCUAGAUACCUUGAAGAGACACAGGUAAAACGACCAUCUACCUUCUCCGGAGCUUGCUGUGUUUUUACGCCUAUCUACAGCGAUUACCGAGGCCUGAAGAAACGGAUAAGUGCUAUCAAGGCGGAGCGUGAUGCCAAAAAGACAACUCCAAAAUUCUACGAUAGCGUUAGAAGGACGCCAAAGGGUAAGCAACGGGCGGAUUCUACGUCUAUAGCAAGCCCUAUCGCCAACUCUACCGGUAUUCGGCAACGAAACGAGGCAGUCAAUAUCGAGUCUAAUAGGGCAGGAAAGAGUAAUAGUCUCCAAGAAUCAGGAGGCUUGAGUAAUAAGAAUACAUCGGGUAGGAUUGGAGCCUCCGUCGAAGGUGUCUAUGGUACCUUCGGGCAUACACCGUCGAUCAAUGAGCAACUCAAUCUGCAAGAUGGCCCUCCUGAUCUUACUUUACCUCCACCAAUAAAAUCCAUCAGUGAUGCUCAUAUUAAUGAAGUCUUGCAAGGCGGCUCCUCUCGCAAUCGACCAAGGGCGAUGACUGUCGAUACUCUUAAUCCAGGACAUUCAGCGGUUUCCCCUACAUUUGACGGCCGGUCAUCCCUACAACCAGGAAGUUCUCCAAAAACACCCCGCCGCCCUAGGCUCUUGGCGUCUUUGACGGGUCUUAGACAACGAGCCAACUCAACAAGCACCUCCAAAGCACUUGCUACUAUGACACCAUUAGAAUGCCAAUUCUUCGAAGGACUGGAUAAAGAGUUACGAAAAGUUGUCGACUUUUAUCGAGAGAGGGAAAAAGAGGCUCUCAUCCGGGUUUCUGUCAUCAAGGAACAGCUUAACGAUUUGAGGGACCACCGCAAGAUUUUCCAUGAUCAUGAAGAACAACAAGUGAUGCCUAUCCUUCCUAAAAUGAUUGGUAAACUCGCUAUCCAUUUAUCUCCUCCAAUGCCAUGGAAACAACCUAUUGCCGUCAAUAAUGAAGAGAACCUUGCUCCAUCAACCAGUAAAGGCAAUGGCGAGCGCUCAUCAUCCCAACCUCCUAGAUAUGAUCCUGAAGACUAUCAAGAAGCAAAGAAGAAGUUGAAAAAGGCGGUACUGGAGUUCUAUAGGCAAGAUCAUCCUCGCUAUUUGCAUAUCAAUACUAACAAUAUGAUCCUGAAUUUGACUGGCUUUCGCAAAGCACUAAAGAAAUUUGAUAAGGUCGCUCAGGUAUGCAUUUUGUCCGUUUCCUAUAUGAUUCUAUUCUCAUUUAUCGAUCCAGGCCCAGACGUCCCAACUAUUGAACCGUCAAUCCUGUCAAAUCCGACUACUAUAGAUAGGAUGCUAGAGGAGAUUGAGAAUAUAUAUGCAGCGAGAUUCGGCGAAACAAAAGAGGGUGGAGAUCGCAAGAAGGCCCGUACACGGCUUAAGGCCACUUUCAGAGAACAUAGUCACCAUUAUAGCACCUUUAGAACGGGAAUUUUUAUCGGCUUGUCCAUUCCAGCCCUCAUUUCAGGAAUAUACGAGUUUCCAGAGUGGUCAUCUUUACUACAAAUAUACCUUGCAUUCUUCAUUCCGGUCGUCUUUGGGUUGCUUGCGUCCUUGAAUAUCAUAGUCUGGGCUCACAUGGCCAAGCUCAUCCAAGCUCCAGAGUUGGAUGUUCGUACCGUCGUCGAUAGCCGAGAGUAUGCAGAGGCAAGGGCUCCAUAUUUGUUGUGUCGUG
This is a messenger RNA of Acaulospora colombiana, 1699 nucleotides long. The record is from the annotation of a GenBank genome assembly. Lineage: Eukaryota; Fungi; Glomeromycota; Glomeromycetes; Diversisporales; Acaulosporaceae.